Messenger RNA from Megalopta genalis, 3930 nucleotides. RefSeq names its product SIDL trafficking protein particle complex subunit 10 (gene SIDL). NCBI's taxonomy places the organism in Eukaryota, Metazoa, Arthropoda, Insecta, Hymenoptera, Halictidae. Gene Ontology annotation, molecular function: protein binding. Gene Ontology annotation, cellular component: TRAPPII protein complex. The record is from RefSeq and is a predicted model, not a curated record. Gene Ontology annotation, biological process: intra-Golgi vesicle-mediated transport; early endosome to Golgi transport.
GAAUCGAUGUUCCACGACAUGUUGAAUGAAGAUCCAAUUCCAACCUCAAUGAAACUUGUGAGUGUUCUGAGUGAUCGAAGUAAAAUGUUGAAUCUGUCAGAUGUCAUCGAAUAUCUCUUUACUAGUGACGAAUAAGAAUAAUAAUCUUCAUUUGAUUGAUCGAAAACGUUGAGGCAACAAAUAUAUUCUGUCAAAAUCAACUAAAAAGUAAUUUUAUUAAAACUAGUAAAAGUGACGUAGAGUUGUAAUGAUUGAAAGCAAGUUUGCAAAGCAACUACCAAUCUUUAGAAAUGAAUUGCAAUGGGGGGUUGUCCGUGGAUGGUGAACGUAAGACAAAUUUCUUUAUGGAUUCGAAGCCAAUUAUCACAUAUGCAGGAGAUGAAAAAUUAUUCUCUACAGUGGAAAAUGGUUUGGUCCAAGGAAUACCCGCAGAGACAGUUGAAUGGCGAAGAUCGUUUGGUAGACCAAUCAAGCAGGUCAAACUUGGGGCAAAUUUUGUGUCAUUUUCCAAGGAUAUUCUUCCAUCUAAGAAGGAUUGUCAUCUGAUAAAACAACCAAUAUUUCAUAUUUAUUGGAGCGAAUGUUCUGAUGUAGAUACUUAUAAAACCAAUAUUAGAGAUGACAUAGAUAAUUGGUUGAAAACGUUAACACAGUAUCAUAUACAAGACUGGAUGAUUGUUUUAGUAGAGACAUAUGAUAUAAAGAAAACUAAUAAACUGUUACCAAGGACAACUGUCUUAGACAAAAUUCGCAGUGAUUUUGCUUCUAAAAACGGAGACAGAUGUUUUUCUGUAAUAAAUUCUGUCAAAUCAGAGAUGCGUUCAGCUGAAUCAUGGAGAGGUUUAAUUAAUCGCAUACGUCAAUUAAUGCUUAUAGCAUAUGACAAAACAUUGUCUGCUUUCGAAGAUGUGAUUAGAGAACAACGAGAAAACAGGAAUCAUCCAACUUGGAAUUUUUGUCACUAUUUUUUAUUACAGGAAGAACUUGCAUUUGUUCUACAAAUGUUAGGCUUAUACGAUGAAGCAUUAGUACAAUAUGAUGAAUUAGAUGCUCUCUUUACACAAUUUGUGCUUAAUUCGAAUGUUGGAGACACUCCCCAUUGGUUAAAUUUGUUUCAAACUCCUUUAAAUAAUUGGGGAGGUGUUAAUUUAAGUAAUGGUACAAAUCAUGAUUUAAGAUACCUUCUGGCUGAGUGUAAAGCAUCGUUAUUAGAUCUUAGAAGUUAUUUAUUUAGUAGACAAUGUGCCAUGUUAUUAGCGUUUAAUAAACCAUGGGAGGUUGCGCAAAGGUGCUUGUCAUUUGUACAUAACACAUUAAGUGAAUUACGAAUCUUAGAAGUUCAACGUCCUGAAGGAUCCAUUGAGUGUUGGUCUUUCCUUUGUGCAUUGGAAGUACUGCAAGCCUGCCAAUUAUCAACUUAUAAUAUUGAUAAUAAUCAACAAUUAGAUCUAUGCUCCCUUCAUACAGCCAGUCUAUGGGCUCUUGCCAGAGACAAAUUAGGAAGUUUAGGAAAAUUAUGUGGUUUAAUGCCUGGAAAUGAACCCUCUAGCGAACAAUUGCACACAGUUGUCUAUCUUAUAGCUGGGAUGGGCGAUUCUGAACCACAAGUAGAAGGAAAAUUAACACCAACUGAUAAAUUGAAGGAAGCACUUUCUUCAAAAGAAGCUUUCAAGAAACAAUAUCUUGAACAUGCAGAAUUAGCAAUGGGUACUUACAAACAUGUAGGGCGCAUUCGAUCAGCGAGAUUAAUAGGGACAGAGUUAGCACAAUUUUAUUGCGAACUUGGAGAGAAUCAAAAAGCUGUAGCAUUUUUGUUGGAUGCUUUAAAAACUUAUACUGAUGAAGGUUGGAGUCGUUUAGCAGCACAUACUCAACUAGAAUUGGCGCAGUGCUACAAAAGAAUGGACGAUGUUGAAAAGUACACAAAAAUUAGUGGAGCAAUUGCUAGUUUGGAUGUGCUGCAUAUUACUGUUCGUAAUACAUAUUUUGAAGAAAUGUUUGGUUACAUGAAAAUGAUUGCUUCCCCUCAGCCAUUACUCAUAGAACUUGGAUAUGCUUUCGUAAUACUCAGUAUGCAGGUCAAAGUAAUGGACAAAGUGGUACAAGAUUGUGUGGUUAAUAUUGAGAUCAGUAUAAGAAGUUUAUUUCCAAGAGAAGUAAAGUGCACCAAAGCAUCAAUAUCUGUUGAAGACAUUCAGAAGCCUCCAACAUCGAAUAAAAUAAAAAAAGGGAUGAAGACACCAGCUGAACCUGCAAUUCCAAUAUUAUCAAAAUGUACCCUUGAAGAUAUGAAGCCACUUAACCCAAGAUUGCUUCAACUACAAGUGUAUUCGUAUCCAAAUUAUAAAGAAGACAAAAGUCUUGCAUCAGUUAGUGUUGUUCACAAAAACACUAAACCAGUUGUGAGACGUUCUGAUAGUACAAAACAUAGAAAACCAUCUGUAAAUGCAAAGGGUGAUUUUAGUAAAGCAUUAUCAUGUGACGAGUUUGUAAUGAAACCAGGCGUGAAUACAUUUACGUUGGUUAAACGUGUUGAUCAGCCUGGCUUUUACAAAGUUGGCCAACUAUCAUUAGUCAUCGAAGAAAAAUUAGAGUUUUUGUCACCUAUUUUGAAUCCCCGGUUAUGCUACGAAGUAGCGAAAACACAACCAACAAUUACUUUGAAAUGUGGCAGAGAUUUAUUGGCAGGCCUUAUCCAAGACAUAGAAUUAAUUAUAAUAAGUGGCAGUAUAAAAGUAACAAAAGAUAUGAAGCUUAAGUUACGUACAUCUAGAGGGUUAGUAGUACAAGUUACCAAUUCACAAGAAGUAAUGUGUAAAGAACUAGAAAUAUCACUGCCAGUUUGCGAACCAUUUCAAACUAUACGGUUACAGUUCAAAGUUUUGGCUGAGCUACCACCAAAGAAGGAUGCUUUAUCAAUGGAACAUAAGUUGAACAUACAGUGUCCAUGGGGCAUUGAAGAAUGUAUACCGUUACAUUUUGGUCCACCACUUAUGUCGAAUAUGAAACUUCACACAGCAAAACGAAGAAAAUUUCUUCAAAUAAUUGUAACAGGACUAACAAGACAACUCUUACAAUUGACUGAACCAGAAUUAACAACAGUAACAUCGAUAAAUAUUAAUUUUAAAAGCUUAAAUCCAAUUGCUGGUCAGAGAUUAAUAAUAGGCAAUGGAAUAAAUGUUUCGUUUAUGUGGGAACUUGAAAUUGGCAAAGAUGAGAAAUCUAUGAUGCCUAUAAAGACUGAUUUUCAUGUCAAAUACAUACCAAUCAACGAUGCUGAGGAUUCGCAUACCAAUGAUGAUCCGUUGCAUAUUCAUACUUUGCAAAGAAUGGAAAAAGCAUCUAGUGUUUACAAAUGCAAUUUCGAUAUCACAGAUUAUGUGACUUUGUUUACAGUGUCUUCAAAAGUUGAACCAACCGGAAAUGGAGGUGAAUUUUGUCGUGCUGGUAGCAUGUGCCAUCUUUAUCUCACAGUAACACGUAUAUUACCCAGUCCUACCCCAAAUCCUCCACCUCAAUUAAUGUAUGAAGUUCUUGCCGAUCAAGCCAUGUGGGCUGUAUGUGGCCGUACAGCUGGCAUUGUGUCGUUGGAAGUCUUAGAAAAACAAAGUGUCACAUUGGACGUGAUGCCAUUAACCAGUGGUUAUUUACCCCUUCCUGUUGUUAGAUUGUCUCGAUAUAUUCCAGCAUCAGAGUCUAAAAAUGAUAUUCGUAAGAGCGAAAUAGCUUCUGUUCCAAGAUUAGAACCAUUCAGUCCUGGACAAGUUUAUAAUGCUAGCAAAGCGCAACAAGUUCAUGUUUUACCAGCAGCACCUUCAGAAGCAAAUUAAAACUACACACAAUAUUACAAACAUGUAAUACAUUCAUUGCAUUAGAGAUGCAAACUGUACCAAUGCUGAUUAUCAUCCUUUAUAUACUAUCUGUGGCGUA